AUGCAACUAAAACUCGUUCAGAAAUAUUCCGAUGUCGCAGAAAAAGGAACAGAAGUUGCUGCAAGAGUUCCCAAUGCAGAAAAUCAGAGAAGAAGGCUUCAUCGAGUGGUCAACCGGAUUCUACAACAAAAAAUUGCCGCCAAGCGAGAAUUGAUAGGCAAAAAUGAAGAGAACGAGCAAAAACGUAGAAAAAACGAGAAGAAUUCUCAGCUGUCCAUUCCAGCUGAAGAUUCAGAAGAAUCAGAUGAUGAGUACGAAAUGAUCUCGACCCUUUGCGAACCAGUAACGAGAAAAGAAAGAGGAAAUUAUGCGAUUGUUAAGCUGACGAAAAACACCUUUCUACGCGUUGAAGACAAAGAAGACAACUAA
Molecule: messenger RNA, 369 nt
Organism: Oikopleura dioica
Lineage: Eukaryota; Metazoa; Chordata; Appendicularia; Copelata; Oikopleuridae
Source: the annotation of a GenBank genome assembly